AUGAAUACACUGAUCAUCCAGUCUCCCCACAUUAGACUUCCAGUCGCCCCAUUUCGCACCCCUCUCCAGUCUCGCCAUUUUCGCACCCGUCUUCCUGUCUCGCCCGAACCGUCCUUCUGCCUCGCCCUUUUAUGCACUGCCGCCCCUUUCGCCCGCCCUCGUUUUUGCGCUCUCGCCUUCUCUGCACCUUUUCGCACCACCUACCCCCAUCUUCGCACCACCUACCCCCAUCUUCGCAUCACCUUCCCCCAUCUUCGCAUCACCUUCUCACAUCCUCGCACCUUCUCCAUGUUUGGCCUCUUCUCCCGCGCCAAAGUUUCCCGCUUGGGCGACGGGGUCUCUGGAGUCGUGGAUCUUGUCGAGUCGUCCGGCAAGGUCUGUGCGGUGAAAACAUACCAUUCCCGCGAGGCGCACGAGUCUCGCCUGGAGUUUGUGGAGCGAGUGGCCCACGAGUACCAGGUGCUCUCGAAACUCCACCACGGCAACAUCAUCCAGCCGUUACGCCUUCUCGUACUGUUUGGAACGGUCAAGAUGCAGAUGGAGCUCGGCUCGCCCAACUUGUAUGUGCUCCUACGAGAAAGAACUGCCACCGACGAGACUUUGAAGACAGAGAAACAUCUCCAGAAGGGCGACGUUCGCGUGGAAUGCCGUGUGCCAGGGAAGCACCGUGCCCGCCCGCUGCUGCGGGAAGUGUUUUGUCUCUGGCGCCAGCUUUGCCUGGGAAUCGCCUAUCUCCACAGCCACAACUGGUGCCAUCGCGACUUGAAGCUCGAGAACUUGGUGUUGGUGGGCCACACGCUCAAAAUCGUUGAUUUCCAGACGGCGGCGCCAACAGACCGCAAAGUGCUGGGGCUUGUGGGCUCGCCGAGCUACGUGGCGCCCGAAACGGUGGCCAGCAUCCACUAUUUCGGCGCGGCCGCCGAUAUCUGGGCCAUGGGCAUUGUCUUGUACUACAUGGCUACUGGGAGGUUCCCCUGGAAAAGCGCAGUGUGGAACGAUGCCCGGUAUGCGGGCUACAUCAAAGACAAGACGAGUAUGCUUGCGAAGCUUCCACAGGAAUGCGUGGCUUUGGUUGCGGCGGUGCUUGACCUGGACCCGGAAAAAAGGCCGUCGGCGCAGGAGAUCCUUGUGGACCCGUGGGUGUCGAGCAUAAAGUGGUGCCACGGAGAGGAAGAAUGCGGGCUGCAUGUCUUGGGAGCGGAAACGAAAACCGAUGGUCGGUAG
This is a messenger RNA of Clavispora lusitaniae ATCC 42720, 1224 nucleotides long. RefSeq names its product Prr2p (gene PRR2). NCBI's taxonomy places the organism in Eukaryota, Fungi, Ascomycota, Pichiomycetes, Serinales, Metschnikowiaceae. The record is from RefSeq and is a predicted model, not a curated record. Gene Ontology annotation, cellular component: cytosol. Gene Ontology annotation, molecular function: ATP binding; protein serine/threonine kinase activity. Gene Ontology annotation, biological process: protein phosphorylation; intracellular signal transduction.